Messenger RNA from Rotaria socialis, 678 nucleotides. NCBI's taxonomy places the organism in Eukaryota, Metazoa, Rotifera, Eurotatoria, Philodinida, Philodinidae. The record is from the annotation of a GenBank genome assembly.
AUGCCCAAAUCAGACUUUGAUUUUACUUUCAAAUUUUUUCAUCCACCGCACCGUACUGUACCCUUUCGGAAUGGUCUUUUGGAUACACGUACCAAACAUACAAUAGCACAAGAUCGUCUUGUUGUUGCUGAACAACGUCUUAUUGAUGCUGAACGACGAAAAUCUACAACUAGUAUUCAAUUACUUGCAUUCGAACAAAAACGACUUGAAAAACGUUUAGAAUCACUUUGUAGUAAUUUAGACUCGAAUUUUACUAGUCGACCUUUAAAAAUGCGUGGUCGUUCGACUAGUGAAGUUAUUUUCCGUAAUAUACGACGAACAAGCUCGUUGGCCGGAUCAUUAGCGAUCCAUAAUCCAAAAUUAUCUGUAAGUUUAUAUAGUAGCAAUCAAAAUCUAUUAGCACUACCAAAACUUGAUGAUAUUGAACGACGUUCAUCGACAUAUUCUGAUGGUGAUACGACGGAAAAUACUUUUUCUACUAGCGAUAUGGAUAGUGGUGAAGAAGUAGAACAUAAAGUUAGAAAAAAAACGAAAACUAAUCGUAAAAUCACUUAUUCUAGAAGGAUAGUAACAAAAAAGAAGACACUUCCAAAGCUUGUUUUUAAUCAAAAUAAACUAUCACUACCUAUUGUUGCUGUUAUUCCACCUGAAGAAGACGUGUUAUUUCUUACACAAUAA